Ictalurus furcatus (blue catfish) is the source of this 3033-nucleotide messenger RNA. Its product is annotated as cytospin-A. The record is from RefSeq and is a predicted model, not a curated record. Bases 1207 to 2664 code for a protein of 485 amino acids. NCBI's taxonomy places the organism in Eukaryota, Metazoa, Chordata, Actinopteri, Siluriformes, Ictaluridae. Gene Ontology annotation, molecular function: protein binding. The transcript is spliced from 12 exons.
AUAAAUAGGACCAAAUUCAAAUAAAUCAGGACGUGUUUUAAAUAUAAUAAGAGAAUUUCAAAUGAGAACACUAAGACAGCCCGGUUUAAUAAAAUUAAAUAAAUCUUUAAAAUCUUUUAAAAUAAAAGAGAACAAUUCGUUUUUCUUUAAAAAAUACCAUUAGCAAAAUAUUAAUAUAACAUGAGUACCAAUGGAAGCCACUGUGGCUCUUUUUUCCAAUAUAAUAAAUUACUUUCGCUUCAGAGCGAGCAGACAAAAUCCGUCGGAGUCGGACGCCUGAUGUUUGGGAAGGGAAUCGUGUGGGACAGCUCUGGGACGUAAUUAUACCAAAAGCUGGUUUCUUCUAUAUAAAGAUGUUUCAUUCCCCUGUCUGUUUUAGAGCACGCUUUAUUUAUUUAUUUUUUGGACUAAAUUUAUUUAGAAAGCAGGUGCAUUUUACUUCAACUAUAUCUAUGGAAGUAAAUUUGUCCCAAAAGUAUUGAACGUCAUUUUUUUUUUUUUUCAAGUGAGAAAAUAAUGAGAGAGAAGAAAAACACUCUGAACCCGUCUGAGUUUUUUGUUUACGCUUUGUUUACGCUCCGCCGUUCUGGCAAAACCAAAACCUCGCGUGUGGGCGGGGCUUAACAGCGCUCUACUCUCAUUGGCUAGUGAGAUUUGGAUCGACAGCUCCCUGAUCGGGAAGUCGAGACUUCGGGGGCGUGAUUUUUGGAGAGCGUUCUGGAUGUAUUAUUCUGGUGUUUCUACUUUGUAGUGGAAAUGACUUACUUACGUAGACGGUAUAUUUAAUUCGGAAUUAAUAUUUUUUUCAGAUUGGCGUUGUCGUCGUCCUCCUCCUCCUCCUCCUCAGCUGAACACUCGAUCCAAAUCUCACUAGCCAAUGAGAGUAAACCACUGUUAAGCCCCGCCCACACGUGAGAUUUGCUCUGGCAGUGCAUUCAUGUACCUACAUGUAUAAAGUAUCUGAGUUUUGCACCCUUUGGCCUUCCAUAUCCGCUUCAAUCCACUUUCUCUCUCUCUCUCUCUCUUUCUCUCUCUCUCUCCCAGUGCCUCUGAGCCUCCAGUGCAGUUCAGAGUUUCAGAGCAACGCAGGAUGAGAUGCAGGACAGAGUCACUUUCACAUCAUGGAGAAGUUCUAGUGCCUUUAUAAAGCCAGAAACCACCGGAAGCCUCUUAAGGAAAAGGGAGACGAGCUGAAAUUUUGGCAGCAUGGGCAACUACCCUGGGAAAGAGCGGCAUGGAUCCACAGGUACAGCUGAUGCGUUUCAGACACCUUCCACAUCUCCGUCGUCUCCUCUCUCUCCUGUUUCACCUGGAAACGUCCAACCUUUCUCAAGCCCCGCCCACCCAGACCCUAACCUCUCCCCUGAGAGAACACCCUCCCCCACCACGACUGGCCCAGUUGACUGUCUGUCAUCAGACGGAGUUGGAUAUAAAAACCGAAACGCCCCUGUGGCUCUCAGAAAGCCCAGUGACGGUCAUAUAAUCCCCUACAAGCGGAGGCAGAAUUCAACAUCCACCUCACCUGUGCAGGUGGAGCCGCCCCUGAGUGGGCGGGCCGGUGAAGCCGGGGUGGAGCAGGCUCUUCUGCAUGAGUGUGUGGUUUCCUUGGGGCUCUGUGUGACAGACGAGAAGACACACACACUAUCGGAUUUGCUGCGGUGCCUUCUGACUGAGAGAGAGCAGAUGAAGGACGAGCUGAAGAGUCUGAAGGAAAAACUGCAGACAGAGCGUAGCGAGUGGCUGCAGUUCCAGUCUGACCUGCAGGUGGCGCUGGUGGUGGCCGACCGGCUGAGAGCCGAAGCCGAAGAAGAACUGAGCGCGCUCCGAGAGGCACGGGAGGACUGGGAGAGGAAGCUGACCGACUCCCAGCAGGGCCAGCGAGAGGUCGAAGGUCAAGUGGAGCGCCUAAAAGCAGAGCUCAUGCAAAGCAAACAAAGACUCAGCCAAAGGACAGAGACUCCAAGCCAGCAGGGGGCGACAGAAGGGUGUGUAAGGAACACAAUGGAGAGACGGGGGGAUGAGCAAAGGACAGGAGAGGAAAAGAGAAAAGAGAAAGAGGCAGGAACUACAGAAAAACUAAAAAAGCAGUCAGCGUCCCCCGCCAGCCUAGUAAAUGGUACAUCCCAGACGUCUUUAGCACUCAUCCCAAACCCUGUGAAGAAAACCACUCCAUCCAGAGAGAGGAAUGUGGACCUGCAUGAUAACCUGAUUAAUUUAUACAAAGAUAAAAAGGAGGACAAUCCAUCUUUACACCCGUCUCCUGUUAUAGACCUUUCUCCAAACAAAACGAGCAAGAUAAAGCCUCAGGAGGACUUCAGUAAGCUGCUCAGGCUUCACGGCGGAUCCAAACGCAACUCGCUCCUGCGCUGGAGUCAGAACCGAACCAGCGGAUACAAGAACAUCGAGAUCACGAACUUCAGCAGUAGCUGGAUGGACGGCUUGGCUUUCUGUGCCGUGUACCAUAGUUACCUCCCAUCACACAUUCCCUACAACACGCUCAGGCCGGAGAACAAGAAAGAAAACCUCUUGCUGGCAUUUCAGACAGGAGAGAGUCUGGGAAUCGCCGCGUCACUGACCUCAGACGAGAUGAUGAAGUCCGAAGGCCCCGACUGGCAAAGGGUUCUGGGAUACGUGGAGAGCAUAUACCGCCAUUUUGAGAUGUGACCUCUUUGGAAGGUUUUAGAAUUCUCCUCCUGGUUUUUCUGGAGCUCUGGCGUCGUUUGAAAACCGUUCCAAACUUCUCGUCGGACAUCAGCGAGAUCGGUUCCACGAGCCGGCUUCGCGUCUGAGCUCCACCGUGUGGAGAAACGAUCGGAUGGUGGGAAAAAAAAAAAAAAAAAACAGAAAUGGAGAUCAGUCCUGAGUGCCAGUGGAUCCCAAAAAAGCCAAUAAUAUUGUGAUGCAAAUUAGUAAUGGGAAAUGUUUGGGUUUUGUUUUUAACAUUGAUUUAAAAAGAGGAACAUUUAACUUGAGCAUAUAAUGAAAGAACUGUGCUAGUGUUGCACUCGGGAGCGUGCUGUUAUAGGAAAAUAA